AUGUCAGCCGGAUCAAACGCUUCCCCACCCUUUGAGCAUCCAGUACAACCUGAUAGUGUUGAACUAUUUAUUGAUACUCUCAGCCUUCAAUUCGGGCUUACACCAGAACGCCACAAUGAUCUACACCUUUUAUACUCUCUUGGAGCUGAGCAACAGAUUCCGUUAGAUCGCGCUUCUGCUCUGACUGGGAUAUUUGCACUUGCGUGUCAAUUUUCCGUUGAACAGAAGAUUCUCACCGCAUUUGCAUCAGUCAAUGGUAGCCUGGGAGGACUAGAUCUAAAGGGAACAUUUAAAGAGCUACAAAUCCGCCUGCAGAAAACAUGGGAAAUUACAAAAAAUCAGAAGGAGGACCUUCGACACUUAUCGCAGCAGCAUAUAUACAUGCCCAAGCGCACAUGCUUCAAGCUUCUCCAUGUUGACGUUGAGGCUGAAGUUAGCAAAGAUGCCUCAAAGUAUUCGAUGCAAAAUAUAUUCGGCAAACCCGCUCGUGAGCUACGCUGGAGGUCAGAAGCAAAACGGGUGGCAUCAAGCGUUCGGAAUGCAUUCCGACAAGAUAUUCGUGACAGCUUGUUUGGUCGCAAACGCUGCAGCCUCAAAAGGUUUACACAAGCAUGUGCAGACAAAUAUCAUCAUGGGACACUGUCAGGCAGUCAAGAAGUCGAAUAUCAGAUACGAAAUGUUCUUUUGAGAAGAUUUGCAUACGAAAAUAAAGAGCUUCUUGGCAAGGAAGAAAGCUUUCAAGAUGACACCGAAGACAACGACUCUCACGCAGUAACGGGUAAUAAGCGUCAAAAGGGUCUAAAAACGGUGGGUCGUAUUCCGAACGGGGAUGACUUUUGGGCCCAAGCAGAUGAUUGGUUUGAGAAGGGCUUUGAGCUGCGGGGUCAGAGCUUUACGACGGAUGCAUGGAAAGAAUAUAUUGAUGAAUCAAGGUCUCUCGAUGACGAAUGGCAUAAAAAUAAUGGACGCAGCAGACAGCAGAUCACCGACAGCAGUUCCACAUCCGACCAAUUUCCAGAGUUUACGCAAAGAUCAGUGCACAAUCGUUCUUCAUCCCCUGACUUUACAACACAAACUUUACCACUGAAUUCAACGUCCUCCUCACUUCCAACUCAAUCCAGUACAUUUCUGGAACAGUCUUCAUCACGACACACACAUAGCUCUAUGGCCCGAACCUCUAUAGUACAACAAUAUCUUUAUAAUAAUCGUGGUCCGGAUUAUCAGUUUUCCGGAGUAGAGAAGAACAGUCGAGAUGGGCAGGAAGGAUUGUUGGGUGCAAGUAGAAGUACCAUGAUUUUAAAAUAUUCUUAA
Psilocybe cubensis is the source of this 1311-nucleotide messenger RNA. RefSeq lists its product as uncharacterized. The record is from RefSeq and is a predicted model, not a curated record. The transcript has 9 exons. NCBI's taxonomy places the organism in Eukaryota, Fungi, Basidiomycota, Agaricomycetes, Agaricales, Agrocybaceae. Bases 1 to 1311 code for a protein of 436 amino acids.